This is a messenger RNA of Myotis davidii, 1086 nucleotides long. Its product is annotated as protein eyes shut homolog. The record is from RefSeq and is a predicted model, not a curated record. Lineage: Eukaryota; Metazoa; Chordata; Mammalia; Chiroptera; Vespertilionidae.
AUGACUAACAAAUCACUUAUGCUUCUGAGCCUGCUGGCUCCUCACUGCAUGUUUAUAAAUGGAAAAACAACAUGUAAAUGGCAAUUGGUGGAAGAAUGGCAGGCACAACCCUCAUCAUAUGUGGUGAACUGGGCACUAACAGAAAACAUUUGCAUGGACAAAAGGGGAAUUUGCCAAAAUGAAAGUUCUGCUUACAUUUGUGAAUGUGCAGAAGGAUUUCUCAAUCAAGACUGUGAAAUUGAUGACAAGAAGUGUUCAUUAAUACCAUGUCAGAAUGGUUACGACUGCAAUGAUAUUUCAAAUGUUACCAUAUGCAUCUGUGCACCAAUAUUGACAGGCAAGCUUUGUAAGAGACUUCAAACACCAUGUGAUUCAUUUCCUUGCAAGAAUAAUGCAACAUAUAUAAACUGUGAGAAAGAUUAUCAUUGCAGUGGUAUGCCAAGACUUACUGGAAAAAGCUGUGAGGAAGUAAUUGACCACUGUAGACUGCUCAGCAGCGACUGUCUGAAUGAAGGAUGGUGUUUCAAUAUAAUUGGAAGAUUCAGAUAUAUAUGUAUCCCAGGAUGCACAAGAAAUCCAUGUUGGUUUCUGAAGAAUGUUCCCUUAAUCCUUCUGUACCCUUGCUACAGUGGAUCCAUCAGCCAUGAUAUUUGCCAAACUAUAGUUCCUCAUUCUCUUCAAUUUAAAUAUGUGUGGCAAUUGGGAUUUACAGGUACUGAAGGUGAAAAGUGUCAAGUGACUGUUGGCUUCUUUCUCACUGAAAACUGCACUGACAAUGCAGACUAUGUGCACAAAUCUGAAGACAUUGAUAACCCAUGUUUGUUUCAGUGUGAAAAACAUGGAGGUUCAUUUCAGUUUUCAUCAUCAAAGACUGAAGUCCCAAAAAUGUGUGCAAAUGGAUGCAUUUGUUUGACUGAAGAAGGAAAUAAGGGAUAUUUUUAUCUAUUUAUUCCCAGAAGGCCUGGGAAAAUAUAUCUGGAAAAUACAACUGACUAUCAAGAAAGUCAGUGUCAACUUGAAGUAAUUUAUGAAGAUGAAUUUAAUAUAUCUAGGUAUUUAUACAUUAUAUUAUGUAUAAUAAUAUGA